This is a messenger RNA of Lolium rigidum, 2209 nucleotides long. RefSeq names its product hydroxyproline O-galactosyltransferase GALT2-like. The record is from RefSeq and is a predicted model, not a curated record. Lineage: Eukaryota; Viridiplantae; Streptophyta; Magnoliopsida; Poales; Poaceae. Gene Ontology annotation, molecular function: galactosyltransferase activity; carbohydrate binding. The transcript is spliced from 7 exons. The coding region runs from base 16 to 1995 and encodes 659 amino acids. Gene Ontology annotation, cellular component: Golgi membrane.
UCCGCCGCCGCCGCCAUGAAGCGCGCGCGAAGCUCUGAGGUCUUCCUGGGCGGUCGGGGGCGCGCGCGCCGCCGCCUGGCGCCCCUCCUCGCCUUGGCAGCCUUUGCAUACCUCCUCUUCGUGUCCUUCAAGCUCGCCGGCCUCGGCGGCUGGGACGACGUCAGCCCCCCGGACGCCACUGCCACCGCAAGCCGCGAGUCUCUGCUGCAGCGCGGGCCCCUCGAACCGGCGCCCCGCGGCAGGCGAGCUGCUGCUGCGGCUACCGUGGCGGCAGGGUACGGCCGCAUCACCGGGGAGAUCCUCCGGCGCCACGAGGCUCUCGGCGGGUCGAGGAGGCGGUGGGGCCUGCGGGGCAACUUCUCGGAGCUCGAGCGCAUGGCUGCGGAGGCGUGGGCGCGCGGGGCCGAGGCGUGGGAGGAGGCCGCCGCGUUCUCGGGCGACGUGGACUCCAUCCUCUCGGGCGACGGCGGGUCGGGCGACUGCCCCGGCUCGCUCGCGCUUGGCGGCGGCGAGCGCGACACGGCCGCGCUCCUGCCGUGCGGGCUGGCGGUGGGGUCGGCGGUGACGCUGGUGGGGACGGCGCGCGCGGCGCGGGCGGAGUACGUGGAGGCGCUGGAGCGGAGCGGGAAUGGGAACGGGACGGUCAUGGUGGCGCAGUUCGCGGUGGAGCUGCGCGGCCUGCGCGCCUCCGGCGGCGAGGACCCGCCCAGGAUCCUCCACCUCAACCCGCGGCUGCAAGGCGACUGGAGCCGCCGGCCCGUGCUGGAGAUGAACACCUGCUUCCGGAUGCAGUGGGGCAAGGCGCAGCGCUGCGACGGCAACCCUUCCAAGGACGACGACCGCGUCGACGGGUUCCCAAAAUGCGAGAAAUGGGAGCGCAGAGGCACGGUUGAUUCAAAAGAAAUGAAGUCAGCCUCAUGGUUCAACAGGUUCAUCGGCCGAGCAAAGAAACCAGAAAUGAGCUGGCCGUACCCAUUUUUAGAGGGGAAGAUGUUUGUUCUCACCAUCCAAGCUGGCGUUGAAGGAUACCAUAUCAACGUGGGAGGUCGUCAUGUUGCCUCAUUUCCUCAUAGGAUGGGAUUCACUCUUGAAGAUGCAACUGGUUUAGCUGUAACAGGUGGCGUAGAUGUUCACUCGGUCUAUGCGACCUCUCUUCCGAAGGCCCAUCCCAGUUUUUCUCUCCAAAAUGUCUUGGAAAUGUCCGAUAAGUGGAAGGCUCGCCCUGUGCCAGAGGAACCAAUUCAACUUUUUAUCGGCAUUCUCUCUGCUACAAACCAUUUCGCUGAGCGGAUGGCUAUAAGGAAAACCUGGAUGCAGUUUCCUGCCAUUCAAUUGGGAAAUGUGAUUGCUCGAUUCUUUGUUGCGCUGAGCCAUAGAAAAGAGAUAAAUGCAGCACUGAAGAAGGAAGCAGAAUAUUUUGGAGACAUUGUCAUCCUACCAUUUAUCGACCGGUAUGAGUUGGUGGUUCUCAAAACGGUUGCGAUAUGUCAGUAUGGGGUGCAAAAUGUUACUGCAGAGUAUAUCAUGAAGUGCGACGACGACACCUUCGUGAGGCUGGAUACAGUACUGCAGCAGAUCUCUACCUUCAACAGAACCCUGCCUCUUUAUCUCGGUAACCUGAAUCUCUUACAUAGGCCUCUCAGAUACGGUAAAUGGGCCGUGACGUUCGAGGAAUGGCCAGAAUUGGUGUAUCCACCGUAUGCCAACGGACCUGGUUAUGUGAUUUCUGCCAACAUUGCCAGAGACAUUGCGUCCCGCCACGCGAACCAGUCCCUAAGGCUGUUCAAGAUGGAGGAUGUGAGCAUGGGCAUGUGGGUCGAGGACUACAACACCACCACCACAUCCACUCCUGUGCAAUACGUUCACAGCUGGAGGUUCUGCCAGUACGGCUGCGUGGACAACUACUUCACGGCGCACUACCAGUCCCCAAGGCAGAUGCUGUGCCUCUGGGAGAAGUUGUCAUUAGGCCGCGCACAGUGUUGCAACUACAGAUGACACGGCGUUGUUCGUCAUCAAGGCUUCUUCACGGGGACAACUGACUGUCGAUCUUAUUAAGCUAGGCGACAUCCAUCAAUCCCGCUGCCGCAGUGUUGUUUUACAAGAACGCUGGGCCAACAGGACGCUGAUCAGGCCAGGUCUCCCAUCACCCUUAACAUGAGUUCCUUACAGCUGCUCUAUUGACUGACGGCGGAAGAGACCACUGAGCUAA